Molecule: messenger RNA, 1720 nt
Organism: Hordeum vulgare subsp. vulgare (domesticated barley)
Lineage: Eukaryota; Viridiplantae; Streptophyta; Magnoliopsida; Poales; Poaceae
Product: berberine bridge enzyme-like Cyn d 4
Exons: 1
Coding region: 16-1650 (544 amino acids)
Molecular function (GO): oxidoreductase activity; FAD binding
Source: RefSeq, a predicted model, not a curated record
UCAGGUGAGCACAAGAUGAACAUGUGCACACCGCAAGGUCAGAGGCUAGCAGCAUCAAACAUGUCAAGAAGCCGGGCAAUCUUGCGUCUCCUCCUGGCCCUUUGCAUCCUCUCCUGCAACACAUCCAUUUCCUCCUCCGCGUCCACCGCCGAUGCAUUCCUCCACUGCCUCGCCGCCGCCAUCCCGCCCCAUCUCCUCCACACCCCGCCCUCCCCGUCCUACUCCCCGCUCCUGCUCUCCUCCGCCAGGAACCUCCGCUUCGUCACGCCCGGCACCCCACGGCCUCUCGCGAUCGUCGCCGCCGGGGAGGCCUCCCACGCCCAGGCCGCCGUGCGCUGCGGCCGUCUGCAGGGCGUCCGUGUCCGCGUGCGCAGCGGCGGCCACGACUACGAGGGCCUCUCCUACCUCUCCCUGGACCCCCGCGAGCCCUUCGCCCUGCUCGACCUCGCCGCGCUCCGCGCCGUCCGCGUCGACCCCGCGCGCGCCGAGGCCUGGGUCGGGUCCGGCGCCACGCUCGGCGAGCUCUACUACGCCGUGGCCGCCGCGAGCCGCGCGCUCGCCUUCCCCGCCGGGGUCUGUCCCACCGUCGGCGUCGGCGGCCACCUCUGCGGCGGCGGCUUCGGCACGCUGAUGCGCAGGUACGGUCUUGCCGCCGACCACGUUCUCGACGCCGUCCUCGUGGACGCCAGCGGGAGACUCCUGAACAGGACCACCAUGGGGGAAGAUCUCUUCUGGGCCAUCAGGGGUGGCGGCGGCGAGAGCUUCGGCGUCGUGCUGUCCUGGAAGCUCCGGCUCGUGCGCGUGCCGGAGUCGGUCACGGUGUUCACCAUCCGUCGGUCACGAAACCAAUCUGCCACCCAUCUCAUAGCCAAAUGGCAAGAAAUCGCGCCCGCCCUGCCCCCCGACCUCUACCUACGGGUCGUCGUGCAUAACCAGGACGCUCAGUUUCAGUCCCUGUUUCUUGGCCGAUGCGACCGCCUCGUCCGCCUCAUGCGAGCUCGCUUCUCUGAUCUUGGAAUGGUUCGAGCAGACUGCGAGGAGAUCACCUGGAUCCAAUCCACCGUGUACUUCGCGUUCCGCUCCAGCUCCAAGCCAUUAGAGCUGCUCUUGGACAGGGGUACCAAGCCAGACAGCUAUGUGAAAGCUAAAUCUGACUACGUGCAAGAAGCAAUCCCAUGGCACGUCUGGGAGAGCACAUGGACAUGGCUGGCGAAGCAGGAAGCCGGGAUCCUCAUCCUAGAUCCCUACGGCGGCGGAAUGGGAAGCGUCGCGCCGUCUGCAACGCCUUUUCCCCACCGGAAGGGGAAUCUAUACAACCUCCAAUACUACUCCUCCUGGUCUGAGAAUGGAACAGAUGCAUUUGAUAAGCAUAUGGCCUGGGUCAGAGGUCUGUACAAGCAGAUGGAGCCAUAUGUAUCCAAGAACCCAAGAACUGGGUAUGUGAACUACAGAGACCUGGAUCUUGGCAGGAAUGAAUUGGGCAGCAAUGUGACCAGCUAUGCAAAGGCUAGAGUUUGGGGGGAGAAGUACUUCAAGGGCAAUUUUGAGAGGUUGGCAGCAGUCAAGGCCAUGGUGGAUCCUGGUGACUUCUUCAGAAAUGAGCAGAGCAUCCCACCUCUUCCUGCUGUAAAGGGAUGGAACUCCAUGUGAUUGGAGGUUUGUCUUUCUAAGGACAACUCCAAUUUUUGAAAAAAUAAAGGAUUUGAAUGUGGCUGUUGUU